CCCGUAUCCCACACUGCUUUGCUCUUCAAGACUGUCCAGUCAUUCUGCAUUAGCUUUAGCGUUAGCUUCUCUCAGGAGCCGCGGCUUUAUUUCGGUCUGAGUUUAGCUCUGUUUUUUACUCCAGGAGUUUGAUUAAACUCCACAGGUCGGUUCAGGAUGAAGGAGCUCACCGCCAAGAAGCGCGAGAGGAGCAAGGAGAGCCGCGCGGAGAAGCAGAAGGACCCAGGGCCCGAGACCCCCGAGCCCGAGCAGCCGGAGGAGGAGAGCACCGGGAAACAGGACCAGACCACCCUGGAGGAUAUCCGUGAGCAUGUGAAACAGAUAGAGAAAGCUGUGUCCGGUAAGGAGCCACGGUUUGUCCUGCGUGCGCUGCGGGCUUUACCUUCAACCAGCCGACGUCUCAACCCCAACGUAUUGCACAAAGCCAUUUCCGGCUUUUACACAUCCAACGCUGCAAGCAAGGAGUUCCUGCUUGGCUUUCUGGAGGAGCCGAUGGACACUGAGGGAGAUGUGCAGUUUAGGCCUCGUACUGGUAAAGCAGCAGCCACUCCCUUGAUUCCUGAAGUGGAGGCCUACCUUCAACUUCUGCUAGUGGUCUACCUCACCAACAACAAGCGCUACAACGAGGCUCAGAAGGUUUCGGACAACCUCCUGCAAAAGAUCAGCUCUCAGAACCGCAGGGCUCUAGACCUGGUGGCAGCAAAGUGCUACUACUACCACUGCCGCGUCUACGAGUUCCUUAACCAGUUGGAUGCAGUGCGCAGUUUUCUACACACACGCCUGAGGACCGCCACGUUACGUCACGAUUCAGACGGCCAAGCCACCCUGCUGAACCUGCUGCUGCGCAACUACCUGCAGUACAACCUGUACGACCAGGCAGAGAAAUUGGUGUCCAAAUCUGUCUUUCCUGAGCUGGCCAACAACAACGAGUGGGCUCGAUACCUCUACUACACAGGACGUAUUAAGGCCAUCCAGCUGGAGUACUCAGAAGCCCGGAGGACUCUGACUAAUGCACUACGCAAAGCCCCUCAGCACACCGCUGUGGGCUUCAAACAAACUGUGCAUAAGCUGCUGAUUGUAGUUGAGUUGUUGCUUGGGGAGAUUCCUGACAGGCUGCAGUUCCGCCAGCCUUCUUUAAAGAGAUCUCUCAUGCCCUACUUUCUCCUUACUCAAGCGGUGAGGACUGGGAAUUUGGCCAAGUUUAACCAGGCCUUGGAUCAGUUCGGUGAGAAGUUUCAGACUGAUGGCACCUACACACUCAUCAUCCGCCUGCGACACAAUGUCAUCAAAACAGGUGUAAGAAUGAUUAGCUUGUCUUAUUCCCGUAUCUCGCUGGCUGACAUCGCUCAGAAACUACAGCUGGACAGUCCUGAAGAUGCCGAGUUUAUUGUGGCCAAGGCAAUCCGCGAUGGAGUUAUUGAGGCCAGCAUAAACCAUGAGAAGGGUUACGUUCAGUCAAAGGAGACCAUGGACAUAUACGGCACACGCGAGCCACAGCUUGCUUUCCAUCAGCGCAUCUCCUUCUGUCUGGACAUUCACAACAUGUCUGUUAAGGCCAUGAGAUUUCCACCUAAAGCCUACAAUAAAGACCUGGAGUCCGCCGAGGAGCGAAGGGAAAGGGAGCAGCAGGACCUUGAGUUUGCUAAAGAAAUGGCAGAAGAUGACGAUGACAGUUUCCCGUGAUCUGACGGGCCAGAAGAAACCUGAUCGCUGUGUUUUUCCUCUUUCUUCUUUAUCUAGCCUUUCUGUUCUGCUCCAGUCCUCUCUAAAGAAAUGUUCAUCCCCAGCCCUGCAGCAAGCCCAUACAGCUCCAUUUAUCUGCUCACAGCCAGGCCCAAACUAGCCUGAAUCUCACCUGCUUUCACUUUGUUUUGCAAUGCAGACCUGGCCCAAUACCGGUUAGACCACAUAAGAAGCACCAGUUUGGUUGAUACAUUAAGAACAGAGAGAAAGACACUGUUUACUUUACUAUUACAUUGUUGAAGCCCCCAAAAUUCUUCAUUACUGUUGUUGUGUUUUGCAUAUUGAUAUUCUGUUGAUCCAUUUAUGAGCCUUUUCUGGUCUGCUGUAUCAUUAGCUACAGCCUCUGAGUCUUCAUACGAGAUCUGUGUAAAAAAUACAAAUCAAAGCCGGAAGAAACCUCAGAUUCAGGAUGGAUUGUGCCAGGCUGUGGUUGUUGGUGUAAAAUCCUUAGAGAUGAGAUCAUUUUCACUUUUGUAAUCUCUGCAGUAAUCUUGUGUUUCUGCAGGUGUGACUGUCUCUGUGGUUGGAAUAAUAACGCAAAUGUAAAGGUUGAUGAGAACUGACCUGUUCUGCUUCUGUUAACAAUUUUGUCCACCAAACAGUAGUAGUAGUCUAAUUAUGAGUCACUCUCAAAUGAUUUAACAAUUUCCCAACCUGGAAUUUUGCAGAUUUAUGUAACCUGGCUGACGGCUGAGACUCUGUACAGUAAGAGGACUCUUCCUCUUGCUCUAGUAAAGGCCAUGUGUGGUUUGUUUCGCAAGAGUGAAUACAGUGUACAAUUAAAGUUUUUCUAUGAAUA
Astyanax mexicanus (Mexican tetra) is the source of this 2542-nucleotide messenger RNA. It is a transcript of the gene psmd3, whose product is annotated as proteasome 26S subunit, non-ATPase 3. The transcript has 12 exons. Gene Ontology annotation, cellular component: proteasome regulatory particle, lid subcomplex; proteasome complex. Gene Ontology annotation, biological process: ubiquitin-dependent protein catabolic process; regulation of protein catabolic process. The coding region runs from base 157 to 1683 and encodes 508 amino acids. NCBI's taxonomy places the organism in Eukaryota, Metazoa, Chordata, Actinopteri, Characiformes, Acestrorhamphidae. The record is from RefSeq and is a predicted model, not a curated record. Gene Ontology annotation, molecular function: protein binding; enzyme regulator activity.